Messenger RNA from Lotus japonicus, 2392 nucleotides. Its product is annotated as glucose-1-phosphate adenylyltransferase large subunit 1-like. The transcript has 15 exons. Gene Ontology annotation, molecular function: glucose-1-phosphate adenylyltransferase activity. NCBI's taxonomy places the organism in Eukaryota, Viridiplantae, Streptophyta, Magnoliopsida, Fabales, Fabaceae. The record is from RefSeq and is a predicted model, not a curated record. Gene Ontology annotation, biological process: glycogen biosynthetic process. The coding region runs from base 349 to 1941 and encodes 530 amino acids.
CAUAUUUCUCGUGACUUCGUGAGAAGGCUCUGGCUCACUAGCCAAUAAAGGCAACCACACUAGUAGAUCACAUUUCAGUCUUAGUAAUCGGCCUUUAGUUCCCAAUUCCAACAAUCUAAAUCUCAUGAUCACCUCUCUGGAUUCCCAUUUUCAUCAAUCUUCAUAGCUUAAAAUAUUAGUAUUGUUCUAUAAGAGCAUAGAAUUUGAUUCUCUUCAUCUUCCUUGGUGUCAUUGCUUUCAUAUUCUUACACCAUUUUAAAUUUGAACUUUGAAGUUCAAAAUCAAAACUUGUGAGUUUGCUCUUUGCAAGGACUUGAACUGUUGAUCCAUUACCAUCACAAAUUCACAAUGGUGUCUGCUGCUUGUGUGGCCUGGACAACCAGUUCACAGUUAGCAAAAUCUAAAAAAGACAGUACUUUUCUGCAAGAUGAUGGUUUUCUAGGUGAGAGAAUCAUCAAAGGGAGUCUGAGUUACAGUCCCUGGAUCAAUAAUCAAUUAGCCACAAGUUGGAGAGGCAAGGAGAGUGUGAAGAAGGCCAAACCUGGUGUUGUGUCUGCUGUUCUUACAUCAAAUGAUACCAAGGAAUCCUUGAGCAUUCAAGUGCCAACCUUUCUCAGAAGAAAGGCAGACCCUAAAAAUGUUGUUUCCAUCAUAUUGGGAGAACGUCCUGGGAUUCAACUCCUUCCUCUUACCAAACGAGCUGCAACACCUGCUGUCCCUGUUGGUGGAUGCUACAGGCUUAUAGACAUCCCAACGAGCAACUGCAUUAACAGUGGCAUCAACAAAGUAUUUGUGUUGACCCAGUUCAACUCUGCAUCUCUCAACCGUCACAUCUCCCGCACCUAUUUCGGAAAUGGCAUCAAUUUUGGGGAUGGAUGUGUGGAGGUUCUAGCGGCCACCCAAACACCAGGAGAAGCUGGCAAGAAUUGGUUCCAAGGCACUGCAGAUGCUGUGAGGCAAUUCACUUGGGUAUUUGAGGAUGCCAAGCACACAAACAUUGAGAAUGUGUUGAUCUUGGCAGGAGAUCAUCUAUACCGUAUGGAUUACAUGGACCUUGUGCAGAGUCAUGUAGACAGAAAUGCAGAUAUUACAGUAUCAUGUGCUGCAGUGGAUGACAGUCGAGCAUCAGAUUAUGGAUUGGUCAAGGUAGAUGGCAGAGGCCGCAUCAUCCAAUUUUCAGAAAAACCGAAGGGUUCUGAUCUGAAAGAAAUGCAAGUAGAUACCUCUCUUUUUGGCUUGUCACCUCAAGAAGCAUUAAAGUCACCAUAUAUUGCAUCUAUGGGGGUUUAUGUAUUCAAGACGGAUGUUUUACUUAACCUUCUAAAAUGGAGAUAUCCUACUUCGAAUGACUUUGGAUCUGAAAUCAUUCCUGCAGCUGUGAAGGAAUACAAUGUCCAAGGUUACUUUUUUGGUGACUAUUGGGAAGACAUUGGAACAAUAAAAUCGUUUUACGAUGCUAACAUGGCUCUUACUGAAGAGAAUCCAAUGUUCAAAUUUUAUGAUCCCAAGACGCCCAUUUACACAUCUCCAAGAUUCUUGCCACCAACAAAGAUUGAUAAAUGCCGGAUUGUGGAUGCAAUAAUUUCCCAUGGAUGUUUCCUGAGAGAAAGUAGUGUCCAACACUCCAUUGUGGGUGAACGUUCACGUUUGGAUUAUGGCGUUGAGCUCCGGGACACUAUAAUGAUGGGAGCAGACUAUUACCAAACUGAAUCCGAAAUCGCUUCCCUGCUAGCAGAGGGGAAGGUUCCCAUUGGGAUCGGAAAGAACACCAAAAUUAGGAAAUGUAUAAUUGACAAGAAUGCAAAGAUUGGGAAAGAUGUCAUCAUCAUGAACAAAGAUGGUGUGCAAGAAGCAGAUAGAGCAGAGGAUGGAUUCUACAUUAGAUCAGGAAUCCCUAUCAUAAUGGAGAAGGCAACAAUAGAAGAUGGAAGAGUGAUAUAAGUCGGGUGUGUUUUACUUAUUUCAUGUGGCUGGUUGUCAAAGUAGCUGCAAGAAGCAUUCCAAGGAACACUUAUCUUUGGGAACUGAAGAGUAGCAGAGAAGUUGCAAUACCACGUUCAGCUGAAAAACCAGCAGUCAUUUUUGCUGUAUGUGCAAAAUAGAAGGCUACUUGUACAAAUAGAAUGUAUAAAUAAAAUAUGAAAUCGGAAUGUACAAAAGCAAAAAAAUAAAGGUUAUGUUUGGCACGCUUAGCUGAUAAGCUAGCUGAAAGUUGAUAGCUGAAAAGCUAGCUCAUAGCUGAAAGUUGAUAAGCUAGCUGAAAGCUGAAAAGUUACGUAAUUGUAACAAAUGUGUUUGGUAAAAUUAGCUGUUGAACAAGCUGAAAUUGUAAAAUGACAUAAAAGGACAUACUUGUAUAAUUAUUUUUAUAUUUAACAUUACUUUAUUUUCA